This is a messenger RNA of Odobenus rosmarus divergens (Pacific walrus), 1018 nucleotides long. RefSeq names its product RAB40C, member RAS oncogene family (gene RAB40C). Gene Ontology annotation, cellular component: endosome; synaptic vesicle; plasma membrane. Lineage: Eukaryota; Metazoa; Chordata; Mammalia; Carnivora; Odobenidae. The transcript is spliced from 6 exons. Gene Ontology annotation, biological process: intracellular signal transduction; protein localization to plasma membrane. The record is from RefSeq and is a predicted model, not a curated record. Gene Ontology annotation, molecular function: GTP binding; GTPase activity. Bases 77 to 922 code for a protein of 281 amino acids.
CCGAGGCCUCCUCCCCGCCCUGCUCCCGCGGCCGGCGCCGCGGGCAUGCGGGCUUGGCUCGCGCAAGCGUGAGAGGAUGGGGACGCAGGGCAGCCCGGUCAAGAGUUACGACUACCUGCUCAAGUUCCUGCUGGUGGGCGACAGCGACGUGGGCAAGGGCGAGAUCCUGGAGAGCCUGCAGGACGGCGCGGCCGAGUCCCCGUACGCCUACAGCAACGGAAUCGACUAUAAGACGACCACCAUCCUGCUGGAUGGACGGCGGGUCAAGCUGGAACUCUGGGACACCUCGGGCCAAGGCAGGUUCUGCACCAUCUUCAGGUCCUACUCCAGGGGUGCGCAGGGGAUCCUCCUGGUAUAUGACAUCACCAACCGCUGGUCCUUUGAUGGCAUUGACCGGUGGAUCAAGGAGAUCGAUGAGCAUGCACCUGGGGUCCCCCGGAUCCUGGUUGGGAACCGGCUGCACUUGGCCUUCAAGCGGCAAGUUCCAACAGAGCAGGCACGUGCCUACGCGGAGAAGAAUGGCAUGACCUUCUUUGAGGUCAGCCCACUGUGCAACUUCAAUGUCAUCGAGUCCUUCACCGAGCUGUCCCGCAUCGUGCUCAUGAGGCACGGCAUGGAGAAGAUUUGGAGGCCCAACCGAGUGUUCAGCCUGCAGGACCUCUGCUGUCGGGCCAUUGUCUCCUGCACCCCUGUGCACCUCAUCGACAAGCUCCCGCUGCCUGUCACCAUCAAGAGCCAUCUCAAGUCCUUCUCGAUGGCCAAUGGCAUGAACGCCGUCAUGAUGCACGGGCGCUCCUACUCACUGGCCAGUGGGGCAGGGGGCAGCAGCAACAAGGGCAAUAGCCUCAAGAGGUCCAAGUCCAUCCGCCCGCCCCAGAGCCCGCCCCAGAACUGCUCAAGGAGCAACUGCAAGAUCUCCUAGCGGGGAGGCUGGGCACCACCCUGUCCAGUGCGCUCUGGAAGGGCUCGUGCUUGGGGAACGCUUCUGGCCGGGCGCUGGGCCUGGCGCCGUGUGCAG